AUGUGGCAGGCGUACAACCACUGGCGAUUUCGUGCCCAGUGGACGCAGCGACGCUAUGCUCAAUUCGAGCAUGCGCCAGGCAAGCACGCAAACAAUGGUUUCUUGACCAGGUGCGCUCAUGCCCAAGCAGCCGAAGUCGACUCCAGCGGCGAGAUGGAUACAGGAUGCUUGCAAUUGAUACGUGACGGCGAUGGUGUCAACAGUAUCGUCAUCGCGAAAUACAGGCUGGACAGUAAGGUCAAGGCCCAGACUGCAGGCCCUGCCAGCUUCACUCACCUCACAACUGAGGCCGAUGCGAAUACGCCAUCGAGCGGCAUAUUCUGGAACCCGAGUCAAACUGUGGAACACGCUUGCCUCAACUUUGGGGCCAUGCUCAGCGAGCUCUUCCUGAUCAGCAAGGCUCUGAUGCCGAGAGAAUUGCAGAAGGAACUCGUUCGCCUUGAUGAACUGCACGGGAGUACGCUCCUUGAUCCCGUCGAUACGAACACCAGGAGCCUGCAAAAUCAAGCCCAAGGUGUGCUCAACAUGAUGAGCUUCAUCAACACGAAGAGAAGAAAUAUGAAAGAUGGGUCAAGAAUACCUGACGGGAUCAAACGACUCAUAGAGUGUUCUUGCAAGAGCCCCCCAAACUAG
Messenger RNA from Symbiodinium necroappetens, 633 nucleotides. The record is from the annotation of a GenBank genome assembly. NCBI's taxonomy places the organism in Eukaryota, Dinophyceae, Suessiales, Symbiodiniaceae.